UUAAGAUGGCUUCCAAAGAGCAGAUCGAGAGUUUAACCGAGGACACAAUUUGCCCCAUUUGCCUGGAUUUCUUCAGCAAUCCGGUUAUACUGGAGUGUGGACACAACUUCUGCCGCUCCUGUAUCACACGGUGUUGGGAAAGGGAGGAGAGAAACUCCUGCCCAGAAUGUAGAGAGGAGUUUGCGGACCGCACCCUCAAGGUAAAUCGGGCCUUAGCAAGUCUGUCUGAGAAAGCUCGAAAACUAAACCAGAAUACGAAAGAGGAGGCAAGUAAAUUUCACUGCGAGGAACAUCAGGAAGAACUGAAGCUGUUUUGUGAAACAGACAAGAAACUGAUCUGUGUGAUUUGUGUCGGUGCGCGGGAACACAGAGAGCACCGCUUCCUGUCGAUUGAAGAAGCUGUUGAAAUCUACAAGGCUCAGGUUAAAUCUUCCAUGGAAUCUCUCACAGAUAAGAAAUCAGCGAUGAAGGAAAUCCAACAGCAACACGAACAGCAGAUUUCGGGAGUUCGGGAGCAGUCACACAACCUUCAGUCCCAUAUCAUAUCUGUCUUUGAUCAACUGCACCAGACUCUCAAUGAAAAAGAGCAGCGCUUACUCAGAGAUCUCAGGGAGGAAGAGGAGAGGAUUCUAAAUCCAAUGGAGAAAAAUCUUCGAGCGAUUCAAGAGAAUUUAACUUCGAUUCAGGCGGAACUCUCAAAGUUACAGAAACAUCUGGAUCAAAACGACAGUGUGAUCUUUCUGAAGGAGGAAGCUCGACGGAAGUGGAGGAUCGCUGAUGAAGAACAGACAUUGUCAGUAGCAGACGGUACUCUGGCGGUUGAAAAAUUCGAUCACCCUUUUUUGUUGACUACAAUAUUGAGAGAAACGUCUGAUACCAUUAAGCGAGUCUCCGUGACCCUGGAUGUGGAAACGGCGAGUCCGCGGCUGGAGGUGUCCGAGGAUCGGAAGAGGGUGAGACGGACCCGGACCUGGAGGGAUCUCCCCGCCACCGGAAAGAGGUUCACAGUCGGGGCCUGUUUGCUGGGAUCGGAGGGAUUCACAUCGGGGAGACAUUACUGGGAGGUGGCGGUGGCGGGGAGUCGGCGCUGGAGGCUGGGAGUCGCCGCAGAGUCUGUGGAGAGGAAGAGAAAGGUCCAACUGACAGUGCAGAACGGGGUCUGGACCAUCGGGCGCAGCGUUGACAAGUUUUAUGCAUUCUCCUCCCCUCGAUCCAGUCUCCCUGCCGGUUCCAUCCCCCGGAGGGUGGGAGUUUAUCUCAGUUACGAGUCCGGGACAGUUUCAUUUUACGACGCGGACACCAAGUCCCAUCUCCACACUUUCACUGGGAAUAAGUUCACGGAGAAACUUUAUCCUUUUUUCCGGAGUCGGGAUGAAAACACAUGGCUGAGAAUCUGCUGCGGUUCCGCUCCAGAUCGGUAAACGGGUCGGAUCCCGGGACCGACGUCAGGAGCGGGACGCAGGGGCUCUGGGGCAGAAACCCCGUGGACAACAGGUUGGCGCUGAACGGGUCCCAUUUAAUCCCCAAACCCGCACU
This is a messenger RNA of Pristis pectinata (smalltooth sawfish), 1536 nucleotides long. RefSeq names its product zinc-binding protein A33-like. The transcript is spliced from 6 exons. Bases 6 to 1421 code for a protein of 471 amino acids. Gene Ontology annotation, biological process: protein ubiquitination. The record is from RefSeq and is a predicted model, not a curated record. NCBI's taxonomy places the organism in Eukaryota, Metazoa, Chordata, Chondrichthyes, Rhinopristiformes, Pristidae. Gene Ontology annotation, molecular function: ubiquitin-protein transferase activity; protein binding; zinc ion binding.